Molecule: messenger RNA, 1010 nt
Organism: Rhododendron vialii
Lineage: Eukaryota; Viridiplantae; Streptophyta; Magnoliopsida; Ericales; Ericaceae
Exons: 3
Coding region: 231-746 (171 amino acids)
Biological process (GO): iron-sulfur cluster assembly; intracellular iron ion homeostasis
Cellular component (GO): cytoplasm; mitochondrial matrix
Molecular function (GO): ferrous iron binding; 2 iron, 2 sulfur cluster binding
Source: RefSeq, a predicted model, not a curated record
AACAGAGAGGUGGGCAGACUUUCUGUCCCGUUCUUGAUCACCUUUAUCUAAGGUAUAAUCCACAUGCACGUGUCAACUCAUUGCGCGCUCUCUCACUCUCUCUCUCUCCAACCGCCUUCGUCCUCCCAUCACACACUGACACACGCACGCACACGACGGGGAGUCUAUAUAUAUCCACACGUACGCGUACACCCUCACAAAAUACCCAAAACUCGUAUCAUCAACCGAAAAUGCUGAGGCUCACCUCGAAGAAGCUCCUAGGAUUAGGGGGGGCCCGAUCCCCUGCAUCAGCGUCGAAGCUCAUCCUGCCGCGGCUCUACCACGAGAGGGUCGUCGACCACUACAACAACCCCCGCAACGUGGGGUCCUUCGACAAGAACGAUCCCGCGGUCGGCACGGGCCUCGUCGGCGCCCCGGCGUGCGGCGACGUGAUGAAGCUCCAGAUUAGGAUCGACGAGGAGACCGGGAAGAUCAUCGAUGCCUGUUUCAAGACCUUCGGGUGUGGGUCCGCUAUUGCAUCUUCAUCCGUAGCUACUGAAUGGGUGAAGGGGAAGCAGAUGGAAGAGGUCCUGGAUAUUAAGAACACGGAGAUUGCAAAACAUCUUUCUCUCCCACCGGUGAAGCUACACUGCAGCAUGCUCGCCGAGGAUGCAAUUAAGGCUGCUGUCAAAGAUUACAAUUCCAAGCAAAAAUCAGGUGCUAAUACAGAGGCUACUACACCCGCUGAGAAGGUGGCUAAUGCUUGAUGAUGUUUCUGAUGAUAAUCCAGGGAGUGCGGUUGAAGCAAGUCUUUGACCUUGACACCUCGCGGUGUUAAUAAAACGAAGUAUUCUAUGUAGAAGUACUGUGAAUAACUUUUGGUUUUUUCUUUGCUGUAAGUUUGAUUUGCCACUCUAAAGAUGCUUUCCUAUGUCAUGUAAGUAUAUUAAAGCAUCUUCAAUGAGGGUGUCAUCUUGUGUUGUACUAUUUAGCUUUACUUUGUGGUAUAAGUUUGGCUACAUUUACUAAAA